AUGCGCGAAGCGUCAUACAAGGGCCGUCGUAACCUAUACUUGAUUGGUUUCCUUGGCCAGGGGCUUAGCUUUGUUAUUACAUUCGCUUGCUUGAUCAAGGAGACCGAGGAGAACUCCAAGGGUGCUGCCAUCUACCCACCGGAGAUCAACCCCCUCCGUACCCGUACUGUGGGCGCAGCGGCGUCGACCUGCACCAACUGGAUGUGCAACUUUGCCGUGGUCAUGUUCACGCCGCUGUUCGCUGGCCAGAGCCCAUGGGGCGUUUAUCUCUUCUUCGCACUGUUUAACUUUGUCGGUUUGAUAUUCGGCUUCUUCUUCUAUGUUGAGACAGCCGGCCGUGAGCUUGAGGAGGUCGACAUAAUCUACGCCAAAGCCCAUGUCGAAGGGAAGAUGGCGUGGAGGGUCGCCAACGACAUGCCCAAGCUCGAUUUCGAGCAGAUCCUCCAACAGUCUCGCGAGCUGGGCUUGGAUACCAACGAUCAUGCCGCAGCUGAGAAGAACGAGCUCGGCCUCAGCAGCAGUGACAAUGGCCAGGAGAUUGAGGAGGCCCAGGAUAAACAGUAG
Molecule: messenger RNA, 564 nt
Organism: Penicillium arizonense
Lineage: Eukaryota; Fungi; Ascomycota; Eurotiomycetes; Eurotiales; Aspergillaceae
Exons: 2
Coding region: 1-564 (187 amino acids)
Biological process (GO): transmembrane transport; carbohydrate transport
Cellular component (GO): membrane
Molecular function (GO): carbohydrate:proton symporter activity
Source: RefSeq, a predicted model, not a curated record